Messenger RNA from Frieseomelitta varia, 2175 nucleotides. Its product is annotated as probable ATP-dependent RNA helicase DDX55 homolog. The record is from RefSeq and is a predicted model, not a curated record. NCBI's taxonomy places the organism in Eukaryota, Metazoa, Arthropoda, Insecta, Hymenoptera, Apidae. Gene Ontology annotation, cellular component: nucleolus. The transcript is spliced from 7 exons. Bases 355 to 2124 code for a protein of 589 amino acids. Gene Ontology annotation, molecular function: nucleic acid binding; RNA helicase activity; ATP binding.
UUCUUUCAUUUAACCCGGGAUUACUCACCUGGGGGUCUAGCGCAGGUACAUCCCGGCGACUAGACCUCCACGUGGGUAAUCCGGGUUAAGGAUACAAAUAUUUUUAUCAAAAUUUUUAUCGAUUUCUUUACAAAUUUAUUUAUUUUAAUUAUUAUGAUUUGAAUUAUAAUUUGUAUGAACAUCUUGAUAAUCUUAUUCUUUUGUUAAGAUAACCUAUAUGUAUAAACCAUAUAUACAUUGUAGUUCAUGCCAGUGAUUCAGCAUAACCUUAUAAAAUUAUGUUGAAAGAAACGUAACAUUAAUGUUGCAUAUUUUUUAAUUUUUUUUCAAUGUAAAGAAUAAAUAAAAUUCAAAAUGAAAACGCAGAACUGGAAAGAAUUAGAGUCGCCUUUAAGUGACUCUGUAUUGAAGACCAUUGAAGAAUUAAACUUUCCUUAUAUGACACCGGUGCAGGCAGCUUCUAUACCAAUGUUAUUAAACGGAAAAGAUGUUGCUGCAGAAGCAGUAACAGGGAGUGGAAAAACAAUUGCUUUUUUAGUUCCAUUAUUAGAAAUCUUACAGAAAAGGAAUGAAAAGUGGAAACCUACAGAAAUUGGGGCAAUAAUAAUUAGCCCUACAAGAGAGCUGGCUGUUCAAAUAAGUGAAAUUUUGCAAAAGUUUCUGAACAAUAUACCAAGUUUGAAACAAGUAUUACUUGUUGGUGGUACAACGAUUGCAAUGGACGCAGACAAAAUUCAAGCAGGAGCAAAUAUUAUUGUAGCAACACCUGGUAGAUUAGAAGAUAUGUUGUGUAACUGUAAAUGUAUAAACUUGGUAGCAUGUGUAAAAUCUUUGGAAAUACUGAUCUUAGAUGAAGCUGAUAGACUAUUAGAUCUAGGUUUUUCUGCAACGCUAGAUACAAUAUUAUCUUAUUUGCCACGUCUCAGAAGAACAGGUUUAUUCUCUGCAACUCAAACAAAGGAAUUACAACAGUUAAUAAGAGCUGGGCUUAGAAAUCCGACUCUGAUAACUGUUAAAGAGAAACCAAAUAUUUCUACACCAUCAAACUUAAAAAAUAAUUACGUGAUUGUGAGUGCCGAGUACAAAUUAUCUAUAAUGAUUGAUUUUAUUCGGCAUAAAGGCAUUAAUUUAAAAUAUAUGAUCUUUUUAUCUACUUGCGCAUGUGUUGAUUACUUUAGUCAUGUUAUACAAACUAUGUUGCCAUCUAUUCAAGUAUUUGCAAUUCACGGGAAAAUGAAAAGCAAGCGGUAUAAAGUAUUUAACGACUUUCGAUCUACUGAAAGUGGGAUUUUAAUUUGUACAGAUGUAAUGGCUCGUGGUAUUGAUAUUUUAGAAAUGGAUUGGGUAUUACAGUAUGAUCCCCCCUGUUCAGCUAGUAGUUUUGUUCAUAGAUGUGGCAGAACUGCUAGAAUAGGUAAUGAAGGAAAUGCGUUGUUAUUCCUCUUAGAAACAGAAGAUGCAUAUGUAGAUUUUAUUAAAAAGAAUCAAAAAGUAGAUUUACAACAAAUAGUUUUGGAACCAUCCAUAAUUUCGUAUGAGAACUGUUUAAAAUGUAUGAGAAAUUUACAAAAACAAGAUCGAUUUUUUUUUGACAAGGCUAACAGAGCGUUUGCAUCAUACAUCCAAGCAUAUAAUAAACACGAGUGUAAUUUAAUAUUAAGACUAAAAGAUAUUGAUUUAGGAAAACUUGCAAUGGGUUUUGGUUUAUUGAAAAUGCUUCGUAUGCCAGAGCUUAAAGGAAAAGAUACAACGAAUUUUGUGGAAGAAGAUAUUGAUAUCAAUUUACUUGCGUAUUCAGAUAAACAAAAAGAAAAGAGUCGUUUAGAAAAGUUGAAAAUUUUCCAAAAUACUGGAGUAUGGCCUAAAACACAAAAACGUAAAUCCAAGCAAACUGAACCUUGGUCUGAAACUAAGAAAAGAAAAAUAGAAAAACAGGAAAAUCGCAAAAGAAGAAAAGAAAAAAAAUUAAAACAAAAAAUGUCUACAGACAUAACAAAAAAACAAAAAAGGAAAAUAAAUGAACAGGAUAUGGAAGAUCUAGCCAAAGACAUAGCGUUAAUUAAAAAAUUAAAGAAAAAAAAGAUAUCUCAAGAAGAAUUUGAUAUGGCUUUUGGAAUUGAUUAAAAAGUUUAAUAGCAAUGAAUAAUACAUUUAUUUGUAUAUGAAUAAGAUAAG